This is a messenger RNA of Myotis daubentonii (Daubenton's bat), 2146 nucleotides long. Its product is annotated as pantetheinase-like. Gene Ontology annotation, molecular function: pantetheine hydrolase activity. The record is from RefSeq and is a predicted model, not a curated record. Lineage: Eukaryota; Metazoa; Chordata; Mammalia; Chiroptera; Vespertilionidae. Gene Ontology annotation, biological process: pantothenate metabolic process.
UAAUCCAAUCCCUGCCUUGCUUUCUCCUGCCUUCAUGUAAUCUUCCUUUUAGUUCCUCCUAAUUCCAAAUGCGUGAAAGGAAAACCACAAAGCUGUCACUCAUCGAAGCAUUUGAGAUCUUGCUUCCUGGCAGUUGUCCUCAGUUUUGGCUCUAAUAAACGCAGAAAAAAUUCCCUACAGGUUUGGACAUUUUUAUGUCAACAUCAGCACUGGCUCCAAAAGUGGACUUUUGCUCCAGAACUUCCUUCUCUAAAUUCUUAUGUACACAUUCCAUCUCACUGUGAAGUAUGUGGAUCCCCAACCACCUGGGAAUGGAAAACCAAAAGGAGGUCAGCAAGUAGAUUCAGCUAGGGUUUGCCAUAGACUGAGGAGGGCGGAGCAGUCACAGCCUCUUGGUUACCUUGGUAGCCACAGAAUAAAUUUAUUAUAGCACUGAAGCAAAAAACUCAGACAUAUACAUUUGCAAAUUGAACUAUAAUAACACCAUCCAAAAUAAAAUAUAAAAAUAAAAUGGUCCUUGCACUUCAGCAUGAUUACUUCUCAGCUGCUGACUUGUGUGGCAAUUUCAGUUUUCUGUGCCUUAAAAGCCAGCUCCCUGGACACCUUUAUUGCAGCUGUUUAUGAGCAUGCAGUGAUUUUGCCGAAUGCCACCCUCGCACCAGUGUCCCGUGAAUUGGCAUUGGGGUUAAUGAACAGAAAUCUGGACCUUUUGGAGGGAGCGAUCACAUCAGCAGCAAAACAGGGUGCACAUAUUAUUGUGACUCCAGAAGAUGGUCUUUAUGGCUGGAACUUCAAUAGAGAAUCUAUCUACCCAUACCUGGAAGAUAUCCCAGACCCUCAAGUGAACUGGAUCCCUUGUAAUCAUCCCAACAGAUUUGGCCACACCCCAGUGCAAGAAAGACUCAGCUGCCUGGCCAAGGAAAACUCUAUCUAUGUCGUGGCAAAUAUUGGGGACAAGAAGCCGUGCAAUGCCAGCGACCCCCAGUGUCCCCCUGAUGGCCGUUACCAAUACAACACUGAUGUGGUGUUUGACUCUGAAGGAAAACUGGUGGCACGCUACCAUAAGCAAAACCUUUUCUUGGGUGAAGAUCAAUUCAAUGUACCCAAGGAGCCUGAGGUUGUGACUUUCGACACCACCUUUGGAAGGUUUGGCAUUUUCACAUGCUUCGAUAUACUCUUCCACGACCCUGCUGUGGCCCUGGUGAAAGACUUCCAUGUGGACACCAUACUGUUUCCCACAGCGUGGAUGAAUGUUUUGCCACAUCUGUCAGCUAUUGAAUUCCACUCAGCUUGGGCUAUGGGCAUGAAGGUCAAUUUCCUUGCAUCAAAUAUACAUCACCCCUCAAAGAAAAUGACAGGAAGUGGCAUCUAUGCACCUGAUUCUCCAAGAGCAUUUCAUUAUGAUAUGAAGACAGAGAAGGGAAAACUCCUUCUCUCACGAUUAGAUUCCCACCCAAAGCACCCAGUCAUGGUGAAUUGGACUUCUUAUGCUAGUGGAAUAGAAGCAUUCUCAACGAGAAACAAGGAGUUUAAGGGCACUGUCUUUUUUGAUGAAUACACCUUCUUGGAGCUCAGAGGAGUCACAGGAAAUUAUACAGUUUGUCAGAAAGAUCUCUGUUGUCAUCUAAGCUACAAGAUGUCUGAGAAGAGAGCAGAUGAAGUGUAUGCCCUAGGGGCAUUUGAUGGACUACAUACUGUUGAAGGGAACUACCAUUUACAGAUUUGCACUCUGCUGAAGUGUAAAACAACGAGCUUACACACUUGUGGUCACGCAGUUGAAACUGCUUCUACCAGGUUUGAAAUGUUCUCCCUCAGUGGCACAUUUGGAACCCAGUAUGUCUUUCCUGAGGUGCUGCUAAGUGAAAUUCAGCUUGCACCUGGAGAAUUUCAGGUGUUGAGUGAUGGACGCUUGCUGAGCCUGAAGCCACCGUCUGGACCUGUCUUGACAGUAACUCUGUUUGGGAGGGUGUAUGAGAAGGACCACACAUCCAAUGCUUCCUCAGGCUUCAUGGCAUACACACUAACAAUAAUGCUCAUAGUUAUAACACCUAUCCUAUACUCACUAAGUUGGUAGAAUUUUUACAUUUUCUUUAUUUUAUCUUGAAUAAUUUAAAAAAUGAUGGAUGGAUGCAUGGAUGGAUGGAUG